AUGGAAGUGGAUAUUAAAAUAAAGAAAGAGUUGGUUUUUGAGGAUGAAAAGUUUUAUUUAGAAAGUUUCUCAAAUCAAAAUCUUCAGCAUAAUGAAAUGCCCAUGGAUAUAAAAGAGGAAAUGCAGGAUGAAUAUGAUAAUGAAAUAAUAUCAAUGUAUCCGCAAUCAGAUCCAUAUCAAGCUUUAAUUAACUUGUCUGAGGAUUCAAUAAGCAGUAAUUCAAUUUUACAUCAGUUACUUCAAGAGUGUGAAAUAUGUCAGAAGAAAUUAAAACGGAAAUCAUUGUAUUCACAUAUGAAGCAAGUACAUGGAGCUUUGCAGGAGCUGUUUAAAUGCAGUUUGUGUUCUAAAACAUUCAAGUCAAGUAUUUACCUAAAACAUCAUGAAAAUACACAUAGUGCAAAAAUUGAUAAAGUUAAUACUAAAAUUGUCCAUUAUGAGUUUUACAGGUAA
Chironomus riparius is the source of this 453-nucleotide messenger RNA. The record is from the annotation of a GenBank genome assembly. NCBI's taxonomy places the organism in Eukaryota, Metazoa, Arthropoda, Insecta, Diptera, Chironomidae.